This is a messenger RNA of Galleria mellonella (greater wax moth), 615 nucleotides long. Its product is annotated as cuticle protein 16.5-like. Lineage: Eukaryota; Metazoa; Arthropoda; Insecta; Lepidoptera; Pyralidae. The transcript has 2 exons. The record is from RefSeq and is a predicted model, not a curated record. Bases 10 to 585 code for a protein of 191 amino acids.
UAACACCCAAUGCCAAGAAAUCAUCGCGUCAGUAGGACAUUGUUGCGACACAAGGCAUCAACGACCAGUAUAUAUUGUCCAGAUAUAUUGUCAAUCAUGAGUCUUGUCCUAUCCACGGGAACAAUACAGUCAAGCAAAAUGUUCAAGAUUAUCGGAGUUCUCUCUGCUCUUGUGGCCAUCUGUGCCGCGAAACCAUCAGGUGCAAUAGUCAGUGCGCCAUUAGUCGCAGCUGCUCCUGCACCCAUUGUGACCGCAACCAGCUUCCAAUACUACCACCGCAUUAACAACGGCCUGGCCGCCUACGUCGCACCUUCUGCCGCAUAUGUUGCACCGUCUGCCGCAUAUGUUGCACCGUCUGCCGCAUAUGUUGCUCCAUCGGCCGCGUAUGUUGCCCCAUCGGCCGCGUAUGUUGCUCCAUCGGCCGCGUAUGUUGCUCCAUCCGCUCCGUAUGUUGCUCCAUCCGCCGCGUAUGUUGCUCCAUCCGCCGCUUAUGUUGCUCCAUCCGCUGCAUAUGUUGCUCAGCCAGCUGCAGCAGCUCUAGCCGCUCCGUACGCUGCUGCUCCAGCUCCCAUCGUUGCCGCUUAACCUGGAUAAUCUUAUGCUCUCUGAAUACAC